AAACAGCGUUGAUAUCCACCAACAAGGGAAAUAACUAGCAUUAUUAUGAUAAAAUAUAAGUCAUAGACAAUCACUAUAGGCUACUAUAGAGAGGCUAAUAGUAGGACCGUUAGGAACCUGGCAUGAAAAUUUGAAGAUAAUCAAAGAAAACUUAAUGUUUUUACCAAAAUUUCCACCUCAAGACUAAAAGCUUUAGUGCCCGUUCGUUACCAUUUAAAACUUGGAUUAUUUAAAAUCGAUCCAUCAGUACAAAUGGCUUUAAGACAGGCAUUUCUUGCUGGCACCUGCCGCAGCAAGUGGGCGAUGUUGCCGAACAAGGCGGCCCAUGCCAGGUUUUUGGUUGGCCAGUCUGGACUUGAGAAAGCAAACAUGGGAUCUAGGCAGAUCCAUUUGUCGCGACCGUUUGAAGGACUGUCCAAAGGAACGAACCGAUCACCCCAGAAAAACCCUUCGAAAAAACCCCCGACUCUAACCACCAUCUUGAACUCUACAUCCAAUGCUAUGAAUUAUGCUACCACAAAUUUAGGUUUGUCUUCACUAAAAGAGCACAAGCUUUUGCUAACCGCGGGGUCGAUCGGAUUUUUAAUCAUUUAUGGAAUACGAUGGGAUGCAAAAAGCACACUAAUCGAAGAAGUCAAGAAACAUGCCGCGGAUCUCGAGAGUUUAAAAAGAGCUGAGCCUGCGUUAACACUUGGCUCUCCUAGCAAUACAACAGUCCACAUCUUCCGCCCCCACAGGGAUCCAUCCAACUGCGAUUUACUAACUAGCAUUGAAACCUGCUCCCUCAAAGCUUCACCCAACUGUGACGCGUGUGUCCCGUGCGUAGAAGGCAACCUUCUAGCGGAGUACCCAACUCAACCAGAUGAUGACGACGAUUCAGCUGAACCAGUUUGCGUCAUUUCCCGGCCAUGUAGAGACACAAACCAAGUUCUUGAUACUUCUGCCAAUGCAUCUUGUGAGAUUUUCAACCCAUGCCAAGACAUGGUCAACGAAGAAAAGCCCUGUGAUGUGUCAGAGAAAGGUGACGGUAACAUGGUAAACCCUUGCAAAGAGUCUGAUAGUCCUGCCACUAGCAACACUACAGAGGUUGAAAAUGCUGCUGCGCUUACUCCGUGUAGAGGCCCGCCCAGCGACCAGGAACUACCCACCCCAUGCAGUGCAGGCCCAGAUCCCCCUGAAAAUUCAACCAACACCGAACAAAAACAUUUCGAGCUGAGCGGACCUCACCGUGACGAAACUCCACCAAAUUUCCUUAGCGAAAACUCCACCUUCACCGCUUCUGACUGUAAUACCUCAACCUUAGGUCAUGAUAAAACUACCACCAAUGUAGACACAGUCACCGAGACUUCGCCCAACCAAAGCUCCGCUAAGGGCGAGAAGGAAGUCUCCAGUCCUAUGUUAACCAGGCGAUCCGGGCCCUGCGGAGACUCCACCGAAAAAAACGACAAAGAGAAAACACCAACUCGAAUUUGUAGAAAACCUUUCAUGGGUCCAGGCAAAAUUGACCCCCCUGCUCCCGAUAAACCUCCACAGCCGUGCAAGCCCAGCUGUUCGUGUAGUAACAGCAAUUUGACGGCUGCUGAGAAACCUGCGCAGUCGGGCUGGCCAAACAGUUCGCGCAGCAACAACAAAGUGUCCGUCGCUGAGGGGAAAAAGACCAACGGCAAUGAAGAGGAUUUAAACCUAUUAUAAGACAGUAACUCUCCCCUUCACUGCUGAUUGGGUUUGGAAACAUCAUUAAUUUUUCUAGAAAAAUCUAUCAAAUUGAUUGCCACCGCCAAUUUCAGUAACUCCUACAUUUGACGGUUUUGUUUUUAUAGCUGCUUAUACAACAUUUCAGAUUAAUCUGGCGGUAGAAUGUCAACGAAAUGCUUUGAAAUAUUGAAUAAAGAGACUAGAUCUUUUA
This is a messenger RNA of Physella acuta, 1906 nucleotides long. RefSeq lists its product as uncharacterized. NCBI's taxonomy places the organism in Eukaryota, Metazoa, Mollusca, Gastropoda, Physidae. The record is from RefSeq and is a predicted model, not a curated record.